UUAGUUGCACUUGUUAGUGCAACAGGAAAAUGUAGACUGAAAACAGAGGCAGUUUGUCAGCGUUAUGUGACACAAAACCGCUCAGGGCGCGCACGCUAGCUAACUCGUUGUACUUUAUGAUGGAUAAUGAGGCUGAUGUCUUUUAUCGGCAGCUUCCAAAAGUGGAGCUUCAUGCCCACCUCAACGGCUCGGUCAGCUCUCAGACCAUCGAGAAACUCAUCAAACGAAAACCUCAUCUCAACAUUGAGCACAGCAUGACUGCUAUCGGCAAAGGCCAGCGGAGGACAUUGGAUGAGUGUUUUCAGGUCUUCAAGGUCAUACAUCAACUGGUGGACACUGAGGAGGACAUCCUGAUGGUGGCCAGAGAUGUAAUCCGGGAGUUUGCAGCUGACUCUGUCAAAUAUUUAGAGCUGAGAAGUACACCGAGGGAGGAGAAAAGCACAGGACUGACAAAAAAGAAAUAUAUUGAAACUGUCAUCAGAGCCAUCCAGCUGUGUAAAAACGAGGGGUUGGACAUUGAUGUCAGGUUUCUGGUGGCGAUUGACCGCAGGAAUGGGGAAAAAGUUGCCAUGGAGACAGUGGAGCUGGCUGAGGAGUUUCUGAUGUCCUCUGAUGAUUUGGUGGUGGGACUUGACCUGAGUGGAGAUCCAACGGUGGGUGAUGGAAAAUCUCUACUUCCAGCUCUACAGAGAGCAAAGAACUGUGGGCUGAAGUUGUCGCUGCACCUCGCAGAGGUACCGUCCCAGCUGGAGGAGUCAGAUUUGCUGCUGAAUCUUCCCCCAGACAGGAUCGGUCACGGCACCUUCUUACAUCCUGAAGUAGGUGGAUCUCAAAGUCUGGUUGACAAAGUGUUGAAGAACAACAUACCACUGGAGCUAUGUCUGACAUCAAACAUUAAAGGACAAACUGUGCCAUGUUACACCGAACAUCACUUCAAAUACUGGUACCAGCUGGGACAUCCAAGUGUAAUUUGUACUGAUGAUAAGGGAGUCUUCUGUACAGACUUGUCUCAGGAGUAUCAGCUGGCAGCUUCCACGUUUGGUCUCAGUCAUGAAGCCAUAUGGAAGCUCUCCCACCAGGCCAUAGAUUGUAUCUUUGCACCAGAGACCUGUGAAACAGCAGCUCAGGCAGAAGUGGAUUGAUUUACAGCCUCAGGUAUUCCACUGACUCAUUCAGUGAAGCCUAAAGCCAGUCAUAUACCUCAGGCUUCAAUUUUUAAACUAACUUUUUACAAGUCUUUGUAGAAAUCAUGACAUUAAAACAGUUUUUGAAAUAA
This is a messenger RNA of Lates calcarifer (barramundi perch), 1276 nucleotides long. It is a transcript of the gene mapda, whose product is annotated as adenosine deaminase-like. The coding region runs from base 117 to 1142 and encodes 341 amino acids. The transcript has 10 exons. Gene Ontology annotation, molecular function: adenosine deaminase activity. NCBI's taxonomy places the organism in Eukaryota, Metazoa, Chordata, Actinopteri, Centropomidae. The record is from RefSeq and is a predicted model, not a curated record. Gene Ontology annotation, biological process: inosine biosynthetic process; adenosine catabolic process.